CGUGAUCAGAAAAAAAGCUGUCCGCUACCGGGAGGAAGAGGGCAAGCGUCCUGCUCAGGACAGGUGACUCACCAUGACGACAGAGCUAGGUGAAGCCCAGCCCACAGAGGCGGAGUCUUUCCCUGAAGCUGCCAACCACUCCACACCGAAACAGGGCGAGAAGGGUGGGGUGUCCCAAGCUCAGAGCUCCUUGGCAGAGGACUCAGCCAGUAACCUGUCGUCAAGCAGCUGGAUUGCUCGCUCUCCUGCUAGAAACCCACUGAGCUUUAGAACAAUGCAGGCCAGAGUGACCCUGCUAGAUGGCUCCAUGUUCACCUGCACUGUGGAGAAACGAGCUCGAGGUCUGCAGCUGUUUGAGAAGGUUUGUGAACACAUAAACCUGCUAGAGAGAGACUACUUCGCUUUAUCCUUCAGAGAUGCUGACAAUAACAAGAACUGGUUGGAUCCAGCAAAGGAGAUGAAGAAGCAGGUCAGAGGUGUUCCCUGGAACUUCUCCUUUAAUGUAAAGUUUUACCCUCCUGAUCCUGCACAGCUGUCUGAGGACAUCACCAGGUACUUCCUGUGUCUCCAGCUCAGGCAGGAUAUAGUUUCUGGUUGUCUUCCUUGUUCAUUUGCAACUCACACCAUCCUCGGCUCCUACACAGUCCAGUCAGAGCUCGGAGACUAUGAUCCCGAUGACUGUGGUGCAGACUACAUCAGUGAAUUGUGCUUUGCUCCGAAUCAAACUAAAGAAAUGGAAGAGAAGAUCAUAGAGCUGCACAAAACCUACAGAGGAAUGACUCCAGCUGAAGCCGAGAUGCAUUUCCUGGAAAAUGUAAAGAAACUUUCCAUGUAUGGAGUCGACCUCCAUCAUGCAAAGGACUCAGAGGGUGUGGCUAUUAUGCUGGGUGUGUGCAACAGUGGUCUGCUGGUCUACAGAGAUAGACUGAGGAUCAACAGGUUCUCGUGGCCAAAGAUCCUGAAGAUUUCAUACAAAAGAAACAACUUCUACAUCAAGAUCCGACCAGGAGAGUUCGAGCAGUUUGAGUCCACCAUUGGUUUUAAGCUGUUCAACCAUAGAGCUGCUAAGAGACUCUGGAAGGUGUGUGUGGAACAUCACUCCUUUUUCAGGCUAUUAUCACCAGAAGAAACUCCUAAGAAGUUCCUGACUCUGGGUUCAAAGUUUCGUUACAGUGGUCGGACUCAGAUUCAGAGUCGCAGAGCCAGUGCUCAGAUAUCCAGACCAGCACCACAUUUCCCACGAUGCAUCAGCAAAAGGAGCAUGUUGAGCCGCAGUUUAGAUGGAGCUUCACAGACUGGACCUACCUCCUCUCCAAUUGUCUCUCAAGCCAUCACAGCUUCCCCAAAAGUCAAUGGUGGUGCUCACACAGAUAUGGGUUCUGGGCUGUAUGGAGCAUCUAAAGCCAUCGCCAUCAGUGACCUCAUCACCACGGUAACACCUGAGAAGAGAAUGGAAGAGAGCAGUGAAGUUCAGGUUGAGGAGGUGCAGGAAGUGGAGAAUUUGAAUGAAAAGGAGCAAGAGGAAGAGGAAACCAAAGAAACAGAGAUUUCACAGCAGAGUACUCUGACUCCUCAGAAAGUAGACACCAAAACUGAGCUAACUGAUACUGCUGUGGACGAAGACCUGACAGCUACUGAGUCUGACCAAGAUGAAGAUUUGAAAACUCAGGGAACUUUGGGUAGUCCUGAGGAGAUGCAGAAACCUCAGAGCACCAUCAGCGCUCUCAGACGCUCCUUUUUAGAGGGAGGAGAAGGAGAAGGAGGAGGGAUGACAGAGUGGGAGAAGCGUCUAGCCUCGUCACCUCUCCGAAGGGUUGAUGACUCCCCAAUGAUCGAACCUCUGGAGCCUGAUGAGCCUAAACCUACAUUUGAUGAUAUGUCUCCUGAGCUGACGGCUCUGCUGAAAUCAGCCAGAGAGCAACAAACCUUCAGAGAACAUGACCUGCUGAAGACUUCAGAGAAGGUGGAGACAAUAAUGCUGGUGACAGAGCCACAUGACCAGGACGAGGCAAUGGUGGACCAGCAAAAGAGCCAAGUAGAAUCUGAUACUCCUGCUGGUCUCUUGCUGAGCUCACAGACUUUCAUUACCGAGACCUCCAACACCACUACCACCACUCACAUCACCAAGAUGGCAAAAGGGGGGAUUUCAGAAACCAGAAUAGAGAAGAGGAUUGUGAUUUCGGGAGACCCAGAAGUUGAUCACAACCAGGACUGAAUCUGGACGCCCAAGGGUUUUUAGUGUAGAGUGCAGAGCCAGAAACUGUUCGCUGCAACAUCCACCGAGCAUGGACGAACUGAGGAUUUGGACACACAUUCAUGCAUGGACACUCACACACAUAUACAGCAUCGCCUGCCUAUCUCACAGGGAGUGGGGCCAGUGGCUGAGUUAGCAUUAGUUUGAUAGUGUGACUAGAUGAGUAGAUUUAACUGAAAGUUCCACAUACAACGCAGAGAUGGGAGAGAAAGAUGUGUUUCCAUAGCAACAGACAACCUUCACUGGACCUUCACUAUGAAUCAGCCUUCUGAUGCAUUUACUUAUAUAAGCCUUCCCCCAUACCUCAUUCCCCAACACUCUAAGGUGGGCAUCUGAUUGACUAGCUGACUCAGGUGUGCUUGCUCCUCCGUUGUUGGGAGACAGCAGCUUUUCAAAACAUUUAGCCUCACAUCUGAAAGAUAGUGCUUCUAGCUUUACCUGGUGAGAAACUUGAUGUGUACUAUCACCAGCUGAUCAAAACAGUUUCCUGUCUAACAAGAAAAAACAGCUAAAACUCUGCUUUGAAUUUACCCAUAAUGCAAUAGUAAUGUGCCAUUCGUUAACCUUCCAUGAAAAUGAUGAUGAAUGAUUCAUCUGUGUGUGUUUUUGAUUUCUGUAUCCAUUUAUUUAUUAAAUUACAAACUGAUCACA
This is a messenger RNA of Oreochromis aureus, 2905 nucleotides long. RefSeq names its product erythrocyte membrane protein band 4.1-like 3a (gene epb41l3a). The transcript has 23 exons. Bases 74 to 2215 code for a protein of 713 amino acids. The record is from RefSeq and is a predicted model, not a curated record. Gene Ontology annotation, biological process: cortical actin cytoskeleton organization. Gene Ontology annotation, molecular function: actin binding; structural molecule activity. Gene Ontology annotation, cellular component: plasma membrane; cytoskeleton. NCBI's taxonomy places the organism in Eukaryota, Metazoa, Chordata, Actinopteri, Cichliformes, Cichlidae.